GGAACAUCUGGAUGAAAAAUGUCAUUCAGUGUUUCUGUUUAGAAUGCGCACGUUUUCCGCGUGUAUUGAAUGAAAAAUGAACGGAAAAACUCGAAAAAGUUCAUUGUGUCGUUGUUUUAAAUAGCUUUCGAUAUUUUCAUUUUUCCGCGAUCAAUUUAUCUGAAGAAAAACAGUGAAAACGGUUCUGUUUACGUUGAGAGGGAAGGAUAAGACAAAUGCACUAUGUAUGGGCUUUUAAUAGAAAAUAUGUCGGAGUAUAUCAAGCAAACGUACGGAGAAGACAAAUGGGAGGAAAUCAGGCGAGCUGCUGCAGUAGACCAACCAAGUUUCAGUACACAUCAAGUAUAUCCAGAAGGAUUGCUGCCAAGGUUAUCCAAGAAGGCAGUACAGAUAUUGCAAGUUAGCGAAAGAGAAUUUUUCGAUCAAAUGGGCGUAUUUUUUAUUGGAUUCGUGAGCCAAUAUGGUUACGACAGAGUUCUAUCAGUUUUGGGUAGACAUAUGAGAGAUUUUCUUAACGGUCUCGACAACCUUCACGAAUAUCUUAAGUUUUCUUAUCCUAGAAUGAGGGCGCCUAGUUUUAUUUGCGAAAAUGAAACGAAACAGGGAUUGACGCUGCAUUACAGAAGCAAGAGAAGGGGAUUUGUGUAUUACACUAUAGGACAAAUAAGGGAGGUAGCUAGACACUUUUACCAUAAAGAAAUGAAGAUAGAGUUAGUAAGAGAAGAACUGUUAUUUGAUAUGGUGCACGUAACAUUUCAGUUGACAUUUGACAAUAGGGCGUUUACUUUAGCGUCGCUGGCAAUGACUAGAGAGGAAAAACACCUACCAAUUAGUGCUUCAGUAUUAUUUGAAAUUUUUCCAUUUUGUAUAGUUUUUGGAUCAGACAUGAUAGUAAGAAGUAUAGGAAAUUCUUUGAUGGUGAUCAUCCCAGAUUUAGUAGGAAAAAAAAUAACCAACUGGUUUGAUCUCGUAAGGCCUUUGAUUGCUUUUAAAUUUGGAUCGAUACUCAAUAGGACAAACAAUAUUUUUGAACUGGUGACCGUUGAGCCUAUAUUGAAUGAUAAACCAUCAGGUCGAAGAGGCCACGAGUUGCUACUUAGUGAUGAAAUGGAAGUAUCCGAAGACAAAAAUCUAAGAUUAAAAGGACAGAUGAUAUACAUGGACAACUGGAAAAUGAUGAUGUAUUUAGGAACUCCUGUAAUGCCAGAUUUGAAUUCUUUAAUACAUUCUGGACUGUAUAUAAAUGAUCUCUCGAUGCACGAUUUUAGCAGGGACCUGAUGUUAGCUGGUACUCAACAGUCAGUAGAACUUAAGUUAGCUUUAGAUCAAGAACAAUUAAAAAGUAAGAAAUUAGAGGAGUCAAUGCGGAAAUUGGACGAAGAAAUGACAAGAACGGAUGAAUUGUUAUAUCAGAUGAUUCCCAAGCAAGUAGCUGAUCGGUUACGGAAAGGGGAAAAUCCUAUAGAUACAUGUGAGAUGUUCGAUAGUGUUUCGAUACUUUUCUCAGACGUCGUGACAUUUACUGAAAUAUGUAGCAGAAUUACUCCUAUGGAAGUAGUAUCAAUGCUCAACGGGAUGUACUCCAUUUUCGACAAAUUAACAGAAAGAAACAGUGUGUAUAAAGUAGAAACCAUUGGCGAUGCAUAUAUGGUUGUAAGUGGUGCGCCAGAAAAAGAAGGUAAUCAUGCCGAAAGGGUUUGUGAUAUGGCGAUGGAUAUGGUAGAAGCAAUUACUAAUCUGAAGGAUCCUUCAACAGGUCAACAUCUCCGUAUUCGUGUUGGAGUCCAUUCAGGAGCAGUAGUUGCAGGAAUAGUUGGUUUAAAAAUGCCAAGAUACUGUCUAUUUGGUGAUAGCGUUAAUACAGCCUCAAGAAUGGAAUCGACGAGUGAAGCUAUGAAAGUGCACAUAUCUCAAUACACGAGGGAACUUUUACCGUCUAGUUAUAAAGUAACCGAAAGGGGAGAAAUACAAAUAAAAGGAAAAGGAACAAUGAAAACCUACUGGUUAGAAGAAAAGGAAUAUUGGUCGCCUAGUACAAGAACGGAAAAUUCCGAACCAGAGACAAGGACCGCUCUUAAACCAAUACAUCAAAGUAACUCAAUAGGAGCGGUACAGGAUAUUGCUCGAGCGGCAUUGUACUCACCAAUAACAUUUAAAGAUGUAGCUAGAAGAAGUAUAACCAGCUCGCCUAUUAAAGCGAAAGAACAACGAUCAAAUUCAGCCGGAGCUGUUUGUACUAGCUGCGAUCCUGCUGACAUUUUUGGUUCACUAGUCCUAGACGAUGGUGAAUCAGAUGAGAAGUCCCAAAAUUCUCAAGUAACGCUUCCUUGUACGUUUAGACACAGAAGUACCACCGGUCCUUCUACUAUCGGCUUUUCAGCGGAAAAGGAUGAGGUCAGUAUGGUGCUUCCAACAGAACUCGCAAUUCCAAUGCCUAGUCUCUUAUCAAACGAUUUAAAUAAUGAACCCAAAACUCUCUGCAAACCUGAACCAAAGACUCAAUACCAAAGUGAACCAUCGUAUUCGCAGACGUGUCAAAAGCCAUCUCUACAUCUCAACCUUCAUCAAUCACUGCAACCUCAAGAACCUAAAUACGAGUAUGGUAAAGUAAUGCAUGUAUAUGCGAAGAAAAUGGCUAAAGAAAAAGAAUUUCCCACCUCAAAGAGUGAAGCUAGUCUGUGUAAGAAAAAGGAACCACAUCCCGCGAAAAAUAAAAAUCAUCAUCACCACCACCAUCAGUGUUGUCCAGGAUUUGGGGAUUCUACAAAACACCAUCGAUAUCGAAGCAACGCUUGUAUUAUUAGCUAGGUUUUAAUGUAAUCAGUUUUUGAUCGAUAUUAAAUAAGUUACUUUUUGUA
Molecule: messenger RNA, 2858 nt
Organism: Diabrotica balteata
Lineage: Eukaryota; Metazoa; Arthropoda; Insecta; Coleoptera; Chrysomelidae
Source: the annotation of a GenBank genome assembly